UUCCCAGGGCAAAUUUCUAUCCACAUAUAAAUAAUGUACGGAUGAGCGAAAACUUGCGUCAUCAUACGAGGUUGGACAUUUGAUGAGGACGAAGCUGACUCGUUUGUACCUGCAUUUAUAAGGUGAUGGUGUGUCUCCCGUUUCCAUAGUUUGUGGGAUUGUAUGGAGCCAGCAAUUGACAAGUGAGGAGUGCAGUUUGGUUUAUAUGCAAGAUAGAGUGUCCCAACCACACACGCUGUCACCAUGGAUAUGAUGGGCAAGGCCUUGGUCAAGAACCAAGUAUCCAGCAUCACUAAGACUAUCGGUCUGUCCGGGGAGGAGAAGAAAGAGGAUGAGCCGUACGACUACAAACGAGAACAGGAUGAGGAGGACAGAGCUGCCAGGGAGAAAGCCAAGCGGGAUGAAGCCCAGCUGAAGAAGAAAGCGGAGAGGGCAGUGGAACGCAACAAGAUGCGGGAGAAGUAUGGCCUGAAGGAAUCCAAGACAGACCAGAAGCUGCUGGACAGCAGAGACCAGCUGGGGAAAAGCUCGUCAUCGUCGUCUGCCAAGGACACGGGCAAAGGCAAAGGAAAAGACGAAAACAGCUGCGUGGUCAUGUGAUCAUCGGAUUGGGAUCAGUGUUACCAUGGUGACGAACCGUACAAUUUUGAGACGGUUUGAAAGAUUUGAGGAUUGUCAACUCACGCAAUUUAUUAGACAGCACAUCACCUCAGACGUAGGCUGCGACACACAAGGCAUCUAACUCACAGUUGGCAUAGUGCCAAUUCUACAGUGUGGCAUUAGUUUACUUGCUAAAGAUCACCGAUUUAGAGAGAAAUUACAGCAUGUGUGCAGAUUUGUGUGCGCCGCUAUUUGCUCAAUGGCAAAACUGUGAUAGAGCAACCAGUAUUCAGAUAUUGAAAGAUUAUUGGAGGAAAUUGCCACGUGCACAGUUAGUAUGUGAAGAUUGAAGACAUGGCGAACAGAAUGCGUGAACCUGCAGUGUGUCCUUUGCAUGCGUUUAUGUAGAGCGCCCUCUUGUGUUCACGGACGGAGUCAUACAGCGAAGGACAGGGAUGUGGCUAAGACUUGGUCAAGUGGCAUAUUCUCAGUAAUUUAGUGAAUACUUUUUGCCUUUAUGCUGACAUAAGUCAGUGUUUCAGGGAACGCAAGGCAGCCAUAAGUUUUACAGUCUCACCAAUCUAUGAAAUAGGAAGUCAAAUUGCAGAAAUGGUUGAAUGGUUGCAUUAUGGACUCAGUGCACAGGUAUGAAGUACCCCCUCAACGGUAACAAAGAGAGAAUUUGGACAGACCACUGGAAUGGAUGUUGGAACGCAUUUAUUUGUGAUCACAUAAAAUGGAAUCAGUUGCGCGAGAACCAUUCCGUGAACGUGGUGUGCCCUCGUGCUGGAGUUUGAAAUUGAAAGGGUUUGGAAAAAUCACCGUCUACUGUUCGUGAACAGAGUCCAUACUGAUGAGUGGUUUAAUCAGUCUCAUUCGUUUCAGGGUCUACGCACUCAAUUGUUAUCGUCUGACAUUCAAUGAAUGGCACAUCUUUGCAUAAAAUUCAUCUCGACUUUGUUCAUCCCUUUGACGUCUUGGUGGUGUCUUUUUCUGUACCAAAACAAAAACUGUUUCGACUAUGCAAUAUAGAUUUAGUUGUGCAGGGGUCGGGAUGGUAUUGGUGUUGAAAAAGCCCACAAUGAACAAAAACUUAAAAACGACUGAACUUUUCUCUCAAUUUUGCUUAUUGGGAACACUGACAAUGUGACAAACACUCAUGCAUAUCCCAUGGGAAAGUAUCUCACUCAUUCCUUGCAAAAUUUUUAAAGUCAUGAUGUAAACUUCAUCAGAAGUAAGCAUAUCUCAAAGGGCCUCUGUGAAAGUGUAACAGAGAAACCAAAUUGUAAUGUGUGAAAAGGACUAACAGUAGAUGUUCGUGCAAGUAGAUUUUAUAUUUUGGAAUGAUGCUUCAGGUAGGUGCUUUUGAUAGGAAGUCUUCCGCGAUUAGUUGUGCCUUACAAAACCUUUUGUCAUAUGAAAACCUCAGAUUUUUUUUCUUGAUUGUUACGCAAACCUUUAUAAAAGAAAUUAAUGCAAAUGUGCCAAUUUUAAUUUUGAGGAGUUUCUGAACAAAAAAUAUAGUUUUCCAAUUGGAGGUAGAAUCUUUUGUUUUGUAAAUUAUAUAUUAAAGAAUAAUUUGAAAUAGUUGAAGAUGCCUUCAAAUAUGAAAAAUGUGAAGGUGCCUGGAACUGUUUGCUGUGGAAUCUAGUCUUCCAUAUUUCCAGAGCUGGAAAAAAAAUUAUUUGGAUGUACAUUUAUUUGGAUUGAAUUUAACGUCAGGCUCGUUAAUUUCAACAAAUGAUAACAUUGGCGAUAAACACAAUAACACUGUAAAUAUAUUACGCAUUUAAACUCACUUCUUCAGUUCAAUCUACCGGUAUUAGCUUUUUCUAAGGUUUCAUUGGAAUGAUCUGCAACCUUUAGUGUUUUUUUAUUUAUUUAUUAGGUUUGAUAAGAAGAAAACAAUGUUUAGUUACGACAUUUUUUUGCCUCAUGCUGUAUGUUUUCCCAAUGUAAUUUUUUUUUUAUACAAAAAAAGCAGAGAAACACGAGUUCAGAGAAACAGAUAGUUAUUGUAAAAUCACUGAAGUGCAUUUUAGAAAUGGUUUGUAUACAUGUAGACGUCACCGGUGUGUUUCUGUACAUUUAUAUUAGGAAACUGCAAAAUGGAAAUUUAUUGCAGAAAUGAAAAAUUAACGAGAUCUCAAUUAGUAUGCACAACCAAUUGGUGAGUCAGCAACAUGAUAAUCUGAAAUUGAUGAAGGCUUGUGCAGAUUUAUUGGUAUAAAAUUUAAAGACUGAACGAUGUUGAUGAAAUGGAUGUACGUACAUGUACAUGUAGGAUAUUAUGUUGGACCACAUCUGAAUUACAUGGCUACGGCUAGCAAUGACACAUGCACCUAUGGAAGCGGCUACAGUCACUUCCCAUACUUUGCAUAGACUUGUGCGCAACUGCUAGCCACAGCCAAGUCAUUCAAACUCGGAAUUGCUAUCACUGAUGAGUUUUAACUUAGCCCUUGGCGAGCUGGCUUGGUAUCGGGCUGUUUAGAAACUGCAAACUAUCAGCUGGACUCGCUACUUUUUUCUCAUAAAUGUUAAAAAGCCAUUAUUUCCCCUAAAGCUCAGAUGUGUAUCAGAUUGCAUCCGAUUUACUUGAUUACAGCUGUAAGACGUGUCUCUGUGAGGAGUGGAUUCAGUAAAUGCUGGCCAUACAUGUACAUGUAGCUUAGUAACUUUGACACAGCCUUACUCUCCUGUAUUGAAAAUCUGUGUUCUAUGUCAAGUUGCAAAACAAGGGUGAUACUGGGGAAUUGGCGAACUGAUUUUCAUGCUCAUUGUUUAACCCUUUAAUUUGGAUUUUAUUUAUUGUGAUUUAUUUAGCAAGAACUUCACAUUGCAACCAAAGGCACAAUUUUGUUUCAGGGCGUACUGAAAAUUAUGAAUAUCAAUUACAAUUUUGAGUGGAAUUCAUGUUAACUGUGGCUUGCUUCACAUUGCAUUUUAUAGUUUUUUGCCACAUUUCAUUUUCCUGAAAUUACGGCUUACAACAGAAAAACAAGAGCCACAGUUUUUUUUCCUUCCCAAUAAAUAAAGUAUGUGCCUUAUCAAUGACAGAAACAACUGCCUUUGGGAAGAUUUUUUUUUAAAUUUUUAAUGUAUGCAUUUUGAUAAUGUUGCACCCUCAGUAUCAAGAAGUACAACCAUGACCAGACGUGUGAUAUAUGCAUAUUCAUAUAUUUCCAAAAUAUUUUUUUGACAGCAAAAAAAACGACCUUAGGGUUAAAUGUAUUAAACAAAUAUUUGGUUUAUUCAAGAAAUGUGGAGAACAUGAUGUCAUGUACCAUGUGUUUGUAACUUGUAUCUGUUCAAUGCUGAAGCAGACAUAUGAGCCAAGUUAUGUAGAUUAUGCAAAAAAACUUGUCUAUUAAUGCAUGAUUUAUUACUAGUUACAAUUGGUUGGAUAUGCUAAAUAGUCCAAACAUUUAGCGCUGUCAUUGUCUUUUCCAAGAAGUGACACAAAGUUGUUUUAACCGUCUGACGUAGAUACUUCAGUUACUAGUCUGCAAGUAAAAUUUUGGAGAGAAAAAAAUCAGGAUAAGUUGUACCUUUUAAAGAGUUUUUCUGGUAAAUUUUACCAACAUGACAUAUAGUGUUGGUUUGACCAAAAUCGUAGAUUUAUUUUACACAUUUUUUUUUUUAACUUGUCAAAUAUGAAUUGCUGCUACUUUAUGGUUUUUCGAAAAAAAUUGGUGAACGAUAACUCCUUUUAUACAAUCUAUUCUUGCACUAAAUAUUUGUUGAGCCUCAUUUUUGCUGAUGGUCUAUGCAUUUCUGUAAAGAUAAAGUAUAAUUUUAUAAAAAGAGAUGGAAAUUUUCUAUAAAUAUUAAGCAUUACAUUGAAUAAAAUAUGAUUAUAAAA
Messenger RNA from Patiria miniata (bat star), 4462 nucleotides. RefSeq names its product complexin-4-like. Gene Ontology annotation, biological process: neurotransmitter transport. The record is from RefSeq and is a predicted model, not a curated record. Gene Ontology annotation, molecular function: syntaxin binding. Bases 244 to 600 code for a protein of 118 amino acids. The transcript is spliced from 4 exons. NCBI's taxonomy places the organism in Eukaryota, Metazoa, Echinodermata, Asteroidea, Valvatida, Asterinidae.